UAUUUUUCAGGGGAGCUCGAAUGAUUCCAGAGUCUGACCAGAUCUUCACAGAAGUGGAACUGAGUACCCUGGAAAAAACAAUCAAUGAAACAACGGUGUGGAAAAAUGAGACGCUGGCUGAACAGAACAAGCUCUCUCCUGCUGAGAAACCUGUCCUGCUGUCCAAGGAUAUAGAGCUCAAGAUCGCAGCCCUGGACAGGGAAGUGCAGUACCUUCUGAACAAGGCCAAGUUUGCAAAACCCAAGCCCAGAAAGGAGAAGAACACCACAAAAGCUGAUUCAGGCAAGAAUGCUACAGCGUCCGAGAGCGAGGACACUAUCCCUCCCACGGAGGGGCGACACGAAGAUAAACCUGAGGAUAUCAGUCCAGCCAAGGAACCUCCUACAGCUGAGGAAGUCGGUGAGGAGCCUGGAGCAGACUCAGGGUCCCAAAAGGAGAAGAAAGUAGAAGCCGGAGGAGAAAGCCUCAUCACGAGCAGCCAGUCCGCGGCCUACGCCGUGAGCAAGUUCAUCAGCGGGGUGCUCUCCGACCAGCUGAGCGCCCGCUGGCUCUUCUCCUCCGGCCUCCUCAUGGUGGGCCUGGUCAACAUCGUGUUCUCCUGGAGCUCCACGGUGACGGCCUUCGCCGGGCUCUGGUUCCUCAACGGCCUGGCACAGGGGCUGGGCUGGCCGCCCUGCGGGAAGGUGCUGCGCAAGUGGUUUGAGCCUUCCCAGUUUGGGACUUGGUGGGCAAUCCUGUCUACAAGCAUGAACUUGGCUGGGGGCCUAGGCCCCAUUGUCGCUGCUCUCGUGGCUCUCCACUACGAUUGGCGUAUGACUUUGUCCUUCUCUGGCUUCAUCUGCGUGGUUGUCUCUUUUGUUUGCCUUGUCCUCAUAAAAAAUGAGCCGGCGGAUGUUGGGCUCCCCAACAUCGAACAAGGAGCCAAGAAAGGGAAGAAAGGGUCCCCCGGCGACAACAGCACCUUGGCGGAGCUGCUGCUCUCGCCCUACCUCUGGGUGCUCUCCACGGGCUACCUGGUGGUGUUCGGAGUGAAAACGUGCUGUUCAGACUGGGGACAGCUCUUCCUCAUUCAGGAGAGGGGACAGUCUGUGCUCGUGGGUAGCUCCUACAUAAGUGCCUUGGAGAUUGGAGGUCUGGUGGGCAGCAUUGCUGCUGGGUACCUUUCUGACAGAGCAGUGGCAAAAGUCGGUCUGUCGAACUACGGGAACCCUCGGCACGCGCUGCUGCUGGCCAUGAUGGCGGGAAUGUGCGUCUCCAUGUUCCUGUUCCGCGUCACCGUGACGGGAGAGUCUCCCAAGGAAACUGAUGUCUGGAUCGUUGCCUUGCAACCUCUAGCUGAUCUUACAGGCCUAAAAGAACAAGAGCUGUGGAUAUUGAUUCUCGGAGCCGUGUUUGGCUUCUCUUCGUACGGCCCCAUCGCCCUCUUCGGGGUGAUAGCCAACGAAAGCGCCCCCGCCAACCUGUGCGGGACGUCGCACGCCAUCGUGGCUCUCAUGGCCAACGUGGGGGGUUUUCUGGCCGGGCUGCCGUUCAGCACCAUUGCCAAGCACUACAGCUGGGCCACGGCCUUCUGGGUGGCCGAACUCACCUGCGCCGGCAGCACCGUGGCCUUCUUCCUGCUGCGGAACAUCCGCACCAAGAUGGGCCGCGUUCCCAAGAAGGCCGACUGA
Molecule: messenger RNA, 1670 nt
Organism: Tinamus guttatus (white-throated tinamou)
Lineage: Eukaryota; Metazoa; Chordata; Aves; Tinamiformes; Tinamidae
Source: RefSeq, a predicted model, not a curated record